Messenger RNA from Penicillium macrosclerotiorum, 1077 nucleotides. RefSeq lists its product as uncharacterized. The transcript is spliced from 2 exons. NCBI's taxonomy places the organism in Eukaryota, Fungi, Ascomycota, Eurotiomycetes, Eurotiales, Aspergillaceae. Bases 1 to 1077 code for a protein of 358 amino acids. The record is from RefSeq and is a predicted model, not a curated record.
AUGGCCUCCAAGAGCCCGGCACCCUCGGGCUUGUGGUGCCUCAAGCAGGCUUUUAAAGGGACUUACUGGAGAACAUUAACGGAUCAAGAGGUUCCAGAGGUUGACUUGACUGGGAAAUGGGUCAUAAUAACUGGUGCAAAUAGUGGCAUUGGUUUCGAGGCUGCGAAAACAUUUGCCAAGAUGGGUGCGAACUUGGUUCUUGGUUGCCGAAACCCUCCAAAGUGGGAGUUACACCCUUCUAUUGCCGCAGAACAGUGCCUGGAGAUAGCCGAGUCCGCUGGCCAUUCAUCGUCCAUCGAGUGGUGGGAGAUCGACAUGGCGGACUUGAGCAGUGUCGAUGCGUUUGCUGAAAGAUGGCUCUCUACUCAGCGUGCUUUAGACUUGCUAUGCAACAAUGCUGGGAUGCCUGGUUUCCCUUCAAACAUCAAAAAUAACUUUACCAAAGAUGGGUUUGAAAUAAUACAUCAGGUUAACUUUCUUUCCCAUACUCUUCUGACUCUUCGGCUUCUCGAAUCUAUAGCCCGAAGCAAGGAACCUCGAAUUGUUUGCACAACCUCUUGCAUGCAUUACCUUGGAAAAUAUGAUCUGAACAACUUUAAUGGAGAGGGUGCUUCAAAAGGAGAGCCUUAUCCAAACAACAAACUAUAUUAUCAAAUGUGGAUCGUUGAACUGCAGCGUCGCCUUCUUCUGCAGGAUAAAUACAAACAUAUCGUUGUGAAUGGUUUGCACCCUGGAUAUGUCAAUAGCAGUAUCUGGAAUCACCUGAGCUUUGGCACAGGAGGAAAUCUGGACGCAAAACUGUUUCUGUUUCUAGCCCACUGGCUAGCAAUCACCCCCUUCCAAGGCAGUCGGAGUAUUGUAUACGUCGCAACUAGUCCUGAGUUUGGUCCUGAUCCCAAAACCCAAGGGAUUGGAUCGGUGGGGGCUACCGGUGGUGGGCACUAUAUCAAUCGCAUAUGGCGAGACACGCCAAUGCCUCUCUGUGAAGACGCACAAGCAAGACUGGCGGUGUGGGCGAAGGUAUCCGAGGAGCUUCAGUCCAAGGAAAGAGUCCCAAAUAUCCUGGAAACAAUAUGA